Danio rerio (zebrafish) is the source of this 800-nucleotide messenger RNA. It is a transcript of the gene cxcl18a.1, whose product is annotated as chemokine (C-X-C motif) ligand 18a, duplicate 1. Lineage: Eukaryota; Metazoa; Chordata; Actinopteri; Cypriniformes; Danionidae. Gene Ontology annotation, biological process: immune response; cell chemotaxis. Gene Ontology annotation, molecular function: chemokine activity. Gene Ontology annotation, cellular component: extracellular region. The record is from RefSeq and is marked validated.
GAGGACAGUUCAGUGCACACUUGAGAAAGACAGACAAACAGAAAUGGCUUUCAAAACUCUGCAAGCAAGUGUCAAAGUCCUGCUCCUGCUCUCAGUCUGUUCACACUUUAUCUCAGUUAAAAUGACAGCUGCAACAUUCAUCCGAGAAAAAUGUGAGUGUGUUAAGGAGGCUGGAGCAGUGCAGUGGAGAAAAAUCACAGACUACACAAUCACUCCGAAAAAUCCUCUUUGCAACAAGGUUCAAAUCAAACUCCAGUUGUCAAAUAAAGAAGUGUGUCUAAAUCCAGAGUCCAAGCAGGGGAAAAAACUGCAGAAAUGCUGGCAAAAAAUUAACUUCAACCCACAGAGGAAGAAGGUCUGUCUGACGAUCAAGAAGAAUGCACCAAAAAGACUCAAGAAGCUUUAAUUUAACAAUUCUGUUACUGUGUGUUCUGUAUUGUAAUACAUAAUAAUUUACCUUGUCUGUUUUUUAUUUGUUCAAAUAUAUAUUAUUAUGUAGAUUAAAUUUGUAAAUACAUUUUUGUGCUGUUAUUUUCUAAUAAAACCUUAAACCUAUACGUGUUUGCAUAUUGGAUGUGACUAUAACAUAUAAUAUAACAUAUAAUAAUAAUAAUAAUAUUAAUGGGCUGCACAGUGGCACAGUGGGUAGCACGAUCGUCUCACAGCAAGAAGGUCACUGGUUCGAGUCUUGACUGGUUCAGUUGGCAUUUCUGUUUGUAGUUUGCAUGUUCUCCCGGUGUUGGCGUGGGUUUCCUCCGGGUACUACGGUUUACCCCACAGUCCAAAGACAUGCCCUAUGG